Messenger RNA from Priapulus caudatus, 1268 nucleotides. RefSeq lists its product as uncharacterized. NCBI's taxonomy places the organism in Eukaryota, Metazoa, Priapulida, Priapulimorpha, Priapulimorphida, Priapulidae. The coding region runs from base 185 to 628 and encodes 147 amino acids. The transcript is spliced from 3 exons. The record is from RefSeq and is a predicted model, not a curated record.
UGCGACCUUCAUGCCCACUAAAACCAACUGUAACUGUUUGUGUGGCUGCAUCUUCCAGGCUGUCCGAGUCGCGCAUACACCCGUCGAAAUAUGGCGAUGUGCGCUAAAGUAACGCAAUGGCUGUGAUCGUGAACAUGAUGCAUGCUCCGUUAGGAUAUUAGAGACAGAGGUGUUUAGAGAGACAAUGACUUCAUUAAGCUGUCGCCGGCAGGCGCAGGGACUCCGUGCUCUGGCACGGCGCGCGGAGAUGACGCUCUGUAACCUGGUACUGGUGCUGCUGCUGCUACACAUCCGGUGCACAUAUCAGCAAUCCGAGCACGAGGAAACUGACAGAGAAGCCAUACUUCCUACACAUCCGAUAGAGGGCGACACGGACGAGCACGGCCGGCAGGGGGCGGUAAACAUGACGACGGUAGUUCCGGCAGGGAGUCCCGACAGACGAUACACACAUAACCGCAUCGAUGCCGCGAGGCGGGGCGCGGGAGUCGGAACGGCUCAGAAGAUCGACUUGAUGGGACCGGGAAACGUUCAAGCAGUAGUAGAUUCAGGAGCAUACCGCCUGUUACCGCAUCUUACCGUCUGUUUAGCAACAACACACAGUCUGCUGCUGAUGAUGAUGAUUCUUUGAGCCAUUACCCGAAGGCCACACGCUAAACGCAGCUGAUGCGGCUUCGCGGGGACGUCACGUGAUGAUUAGAGCGGAUUGACCUCACCUGCGGGACCACGUGUAAUGACGUCGUAUGUGUGACGUCAUGUGUAUUUAACAGGUCAGCAAUAGUGGACCGUAUCUUGCCGACGUGGACAAGCAUUGACUUUCUCCUCGACUCAUUGUAAAAUGAGGGCGCUGCUUUUUUUAACAACGCAAGGGGCGUGCAAUGAUUACAGACUCGAUUGGCUGCCACCGUUGUAUGUGUUCUGACAGUGAUUAAGUAUAGCUAGAUUCCUCGGCAUCGUUAUAUGUAAGUAAAAUAUGAUUGUGUUUAUAUUGAUUGUACAGUAAAAAUUAAUAGCGAACACUGCAAAUGCAGAUAGCUGAGAGUUUAGCAUUGUUUUAACCAAUGAAAGCUUAAUUUCGAGUUGACUUUGCUUAUCCACACCGAUAUAUGAUGUCACAACAUAAUAGGCGGCAAUGACUCGUAAUGAUCAACAUUUUCAUCGGAAAAUGUAGCGUUCUUUAUACGCGCAAUAAUAAAUAUGUAACGAUUUUUGCACCAAUUCCCUCAUACGUAAGUUAUGACGCAACCUAAAUAAAAAUGAAUAGUUUGUAA